AUUCAAUUUUCUUUCAAAUUUUCUUUGCGCAGCAUCUUUUUUAUAUUUAUCGAUUUUUGAUUUUCGUCUAAUCUUUAUUUUUCAUUUUAACAUUGAGAAGUGAUGUCAGGGACCAACUCUAACUAUGACAAUAAAAGUGGAAUAAAGUAAAAAAAGGCAUAUAGUUCGAGACUGUUUUUUUCUUUCCCCGCUCUCUUUUUGUUUCUCUUUAACAAUUUUUUAUUUUUAUUUUUAUUAUUUCCAUUUCUAUAUAAAAAUAAUAAUGGCAGACGAUAAAAAACCCAAACCACCGUGCCAAAAAGAAGCCUGCAAGCUCCAAGACUGUCUCUGGCGCAACGAUUUCCAAGAAAGCCGAUGCCAAGAAACACUUCGUGCACUGCAAUCCUGCUGCAACACACUUCUCCAAGCCAACAAAACCUCGAUCUGCUGUCCGAGCAAGCCCAUGAAGAAACUGUAAAAAGAUAGAUAUAUUCUGCUUAGUUAAAACUAUAAUAAUGAUGACAAAAUUAUUUUAAAUAGAAAAAUGAUGGUAUG
Kickxella alabastrina is the source of this 534-nucleotide messenger RNA. Its product is annotated as DUF1903-domain-containing protein. Lineage: Eukaryota; Fungi; Kickxellomycota; Kickxellomycetes; Kickxellales; Kickxellaceae. Bases 263 to 457 code for a protein of 64 amino acids. The record is from RefSeq and is a predicted model, not a curated record. The transcript has a single exon.